Molecule: messenger RNA, 1504 nt
Organism: Osmia lignaria (orchard mason bee)
Lineage: Eukaryota; Metazoa; Arthropoda; Insecta; Hymenoptera; Megachilidae
Product: ras-like protein family member 10B
Molecular function (GO): GTP binding; GTPase activity
Source: RefSeq, a predicted model, not a curated record
CCUUGGGGUUGCUCGUGCUCCAGAGCACCGGUGUCAGUCGGGCUGCGAGCUUCGACCGCGAAGGUCGCUGGAGUACGGCUUACUCGCAGGUGCGACAGUUCGUGUUUAUGCCUCGAACCGUGAAAAUCGUUUAUCCUCAUCGAUGGAUCACACGAGGAGAGAAAAUGAAGUGUUGCAUGGAAAUAAACGACUUUUGGAGCUCGAUCUGGAUUACUUGGAAAGGAGAGAGCAGACAAUAACCUAUGAAAGUACCGAAAGCGGAUCGAAAGAGGAAGAAAGCCCCGCAGACACUCUGGAUCGUGUCAAAGUUGUGUUUCUCGGUGCACCAGGGGUGGGAAAGUCCAGCAUAAUCAAGCAAUUCGUGUGGAGCGAAUUCUCCGAGGAAUAUAGACCAACCGAGCGCAGAGAGACUUUCUAUCCGAGCGUGGUACUGGCCGAUCGAUUAUACGAGCUAAAAAUCACGGAUUUACCGACAAUCCCAUACUUUCCGGUCAGCUCGCACCUCGAAUGGACGGACUUCCGUUAUUACGGCUUGCGAAGUGCGAACGCCUACGUGCUUGUGUUCGAUCUCAGCAAUCAGGACACCUUUCAGUACAUUAGAACGUUACGAGAGCAAAUCUACGAAGCACGAGACAUGAGGGGUGUACCAUUGCUAGUAGUUGGAAACAAGCAAGACGAAUUGUCACCCGCGGCUGCUUCUGGAACUCGGUACAGGGACAUCGUUAAUCUUGUCCGGAAGCAUUGGCGAUGCGGCUACGUCGAAUGUAGCGCCAGAUUUAACUGUCGUGUCGUCCAGGUAUUUCGGGAAUUAAUGAAGAGUAUUCAAGCAGUGGAAGGAAGACCACCGUCACCUACGCCUGCACCCUCUCAACCCCUGCGAUCUCAUCCUCACAAUACCAGCGAAAAAUGUAUUCUUCUUUGACACUGAAACGAGAAAAUCAACGUGCUCGACUUCUGCGACCAUAUUAUUAAGAAAAGCUGCUUCUUUCCUUAUCAUGAUGCAGGGUCGUUUAUUUAAGUUGAAGAUGAUAGAUAAACCCAGGGAUGGGUUUACUCUAGGGAAUCGUAAGAUCCCUAAUGCGAAAGCUCAACUAUCACUGGGAUUUGUGUAAUCCGUGCAACUGUGGGAGUUGUGUAAUCUCAAGUAAAAAUCCGCGAACCUUUUUGGUUCAGCAAUCAAUAAUGUAAACAGUAUUGUGAUCGUUCGGGAUAUUGAGAUCUUUCAUGAAAUACUCUUCUGUUUUCUGUACAGAAUAUGACGACUAUUGCAAUAAAUAGAGAGGCAUUUUUUUACUAUGUUGUUUAACUGUUCCGUAUUUUGUUCACAAGAAGUAUCGAGAAUGGCACAGGGGCAGGAGAGGUCUCCAACCGGAUCGAUUAAUAUAUAGCGGAUGUGUUUGGUCUGCUGGAGAUUUUACCAAUAAUAGAGGAGAGGGUAUAAAUAUGGGAUGCCCAUUUUAUUUUUAAAUGUAAAGAGUCACAAAAUAGUCAUAAGUAAAAAAAA